Molecule: messenger RNA, 1445 nt
Organism: Aspergillus alliaceus
Lineage: Eukaryota; Fungi; Ascomycota; Eurotiomycetes; Eurotiales; Aspergillaceae
Product: serine hydrolase domain-containing protein
Exons: 4
Coding region: 42-1238 (398 amino acids)
Source: RefSeq, a predicted model, not a curated record
CCGAGCUUCACCCCACCAAUAUCGAGACGCUUAAGCACCGGAUGCAAUCCGUGUGCAGUAACCCGGAGAAGGGGCUUCCCGGCGUUGCGGUCGCUGUAGUUCGACACGAUGGUAAGGAGCUCUUCAGUCAUGCCGCGGGGCACAGAGGUUAUGGAAGCCCCGAGCCCAUGACUCUGGAUUCCGUCUUUUGGAUCGCAUCGUGUACCAAAAUGAUCACUGGUAUUGCGUGUAUGCAGCUAGUGGAACAGGAAAAGCUCUCUUUGGAUGACGCUGACCAAAUACACCAAAUUUGUCCUGAAUUCAACGAUCUGCGGGUUCUCCAGAAAGAUGGGACUUUGGUGGAGAAGAAUAGAGGAAUAACUCUGAGAAUGCUGUUGACCCAUACCUCCGGCUUUGGCUAUACGUUCUUCAACAAGACACUGCGAGACUACGGCCGACCAGUGGGUUACGAUGAAUUCUCAGGAUACGCCGAUGAUUUCAAUAUGCCGUUGGUUCACCAGCCGGGAGAAGCAUGGGAGUACGGCGUGGGAAUUGAUUGGGCAGGGAUAGUGCUCGAACGCGUAACGGGACAAUCAUUGAACGACUAUUUCCAUCAACACAUUUUCCAGCCACUGGGCCUCCAUCACAUCUCCAUGAUCCCCACGGAAGACAUGAAGAAGAACCUUGCGUACUUGCACCAGCGAGCUGCGGAUGGCCAACUUUCGGUUCGCGAUCAUCUCCUUCGACGAGCGUUGACAGUCAAGAAUGAGAAGGACAUUGAAGCCUACUUCAACAGCGGUGGAGCCGGAUGUUUCUCCACGGUACAGGAUUACUGCCAGAUCCUGGCCGUCCUGCUGAACAACGGAACGUCCCCUAAAACUGGAAAGCAGCUGCUGAAGAGGGAGACUGUCGAUGAGAUGUUCCGAAAUCAAAUCGAAAGUCUACCACCGCUCAGCGAAAAAGAGUUUCCGGACGUAAAAGCAGACCUGGUGCAUUAUAGUCUCGGCGUGCACCCUACCGUGGAAGGCGAUCGCCAAGGAUGGGGGCUUACCUUUCUCCUCAGUGGCGGUUCUACAGGCAGACCCCUCGGAACUGCACAGUGGUCUGGUAUCGCGAAUCUUCGUUGGUGGUGCGACCGUAAGAACGGCGUAGCAGGGUUUAUUUGUACGCAGGUAUUGCCGUUUGGAGAUGACCAGUUAUUUCAAUUGUCGCAAGAUGUUGAGACGGAAGUUUACAAGAGUCUUGGGGUGUCGUCGUAGUCAAAAUGCUACCGGACCGGCGUUUGCCUUGCAAGGCUAGACUUUGUGGGCUACUGUACUGCAGUUACUUCCAAAAGGCUCUAGAUUCAUGAAGUUGCAUUAAGUAAAGGAUAUGCUUUUGGACCCAGAGGUCUAGAGGACUCUCAUCUUCUUUUGGUUGCUUCUGGGUUUUUCGGUCGCCUACUUCCAGUCUCUGGUGGAUUUUCU